Molecule: messenger RNA, 4449 nt
Organism: Canis lupus familiaris (dog)
Lineage: Eukaryota; Metazoa; Chordata; Mammalia; Carnivora; Canidae
Gene: ATG13
Product: autophagy related 13
Exons: 20
Coding region: 563-2215 (550 amino acids)
Biological process (GO): mitophagy; autophagosome assembly; protein localization to phagophore assembly site
Cellular component (GO): extrinsic component of membrane; Atg1/ULK1 kinase complex; cytosol
Source: RefSeq, a predicted model, not a curated record
UUCAUCCGAGCGGAUGAAAACAAACACUAACGAUGGCGGUGCCGGGAGGCCACCGGCUGCUGGGCUUAAGGCAGGAGUGAUCGCUUGAGCUGUGAGGGCACUCUUGAAGAGCGCCGGUCAAUGUGAGUGCGACAACUCGCGCAGUCCUAGGAGUGAAACACCCGGGCCCACGAGCCACGAGCCUCCUGAAGCGUGAGGUAUCUAUCUGCGACCCCUGCUGUCACUGCAGCUCCGGAGCGCAGAGCCCUCAGCCAGGAGGCGCAGCUGGCCGGCCCCAGGCCUCGGCCUCCGUAAUGAGAGCCCCGAGCCACUCUCUAUGUCGCAGCUUCGCAGUGGAACGACCUGUGGAAAGCUGCGAUCCAUUCUCAUUUAAUAAAUCUCUGGGAUUCUUCUGGCCUCUGUGAUCAAGCAGCACUUGGCUCUGCAGUUUUGAGCAGAGCACUGGGUUUCUACCAGCCUGUAAGAGUGAGGUACAACCUCCCCUUCUCCCGAUGCUUGUGCUCAUAUAUUUAUUAGAAGAACCUGACUUUGGGGUGCCUGACCGGCUCAAUUCCUAUAGGCAAUGGAAACUGAUCUCAAUUCCCAGGACAGAAAGGACCUGGACAAGUUUAUUAAAUUUUUUGCCCUCAAGACUGUCCAAGUGAUUGUCCAGGCUCGACUUGGCGAGAAGAUUUGUACUCGUUCGUCUUCAUCCCCAACGGGUUCAGAUUGGUUCAAUUUAGCAAUCAAAGACAUCCCAGAGGUUACACAUGAAGCAAAAAAGGCACUGGCCGGGCAGUUGCCUGCAGUCGGGAGAUCGAUGUGUGUGGAGAUCUCUCUCAAGACAUCUGAGGGAGAUUCUAUGGAACUAGAAAUUUGGUGUCUCGAAAUGAAUGAAAAGUGUGAUAAAGAGAUUAAAGUGUCCUACACGGUGUACAACAGACUGUCGCUGCUGCUGAAGUCCCUCCUUGCCAUAACUAGGGUGACACCAGCUUAUAGACUCUCCAGAAAACAGGGGCAUGAAUAUGUCAUAUUGUACAGGAUAUAUUUUGGGGAAGUUCAGCUGAAUGGCUUAGGAGAAGGUUUCCAGACAGUUCGUGUUGGGACAGUAGGCACCCCUGUGGGCACCAUCACUCUUUCUUGCGCUUACAGAAUUAACUUGGCAUUUAUGUCUACCAGGCAAUUUGAGAGGACCCCACCUAUCAUGGGGAUUAUCAUUGAUCACUUUGUGGACCGUCCCUACCCCAGCUCCUCACCCAUGCACCCCUGCAAUUACAGAACUGCUGGUGAGGACACUGGAGUAACAUAUCCUUCUGUGGAAGAUUCUCAAGAAGUGUGUACCACCUCUUUUUCCACCUCCCCUCCAUCUCAGUGUGUGUUUACUGUCACAAAGGCACAUUUUCAGACCCCUACUCCUGUGGUGACGGACACUCUGAGGGUCCCCAUGGCAGGACUGGCCUUUUCCCAUCAACUCUCAAGCUCUCGCCUUUCCUAUCAGCCUGCUGCCCUGGGCGUUGGAUCAGCUGACCUGGCUUACCCAGUAGUGUUUGCUGCUGGCCUAAACACCACACACCCUCACCAGCUCAUGGUUCCCGGGAAGGAAGGUGGGGUACCCCUUGCUCCCAACCAACCUGCUCACGGUGCCCAGGCUGACCAGGAGAGACUGGCAACCUACACCCCUUCUGACGGGGCCCACUGCGCUGUCACACCUUCCAGCAGCGAGGAUACUGAAACUGUAUCAAACAGCAGUGAGGGCCGGGCAUCCCCCCACGAUGUCUUGGAGACCAUCUUUGUCCGAAAAGUGGGGGCUUUUGUCAACAAGCCCAUCAACCAGGUGACCCUGACCAGUCUGGACAUACCCUUUGCCAUGUUUGCUCCCAAGAAUUUGGAGCUGGAGGAUGCUGAUCCCAUGGUGAAUCCUCCAGAUUCCCCAGAGACUGAAUCUCCUCUCCAGGGCAGCCUGCACUCUGAUGGCUCCAGUGGGGGCAGCAGUGGCAAUACCCAUGAUGACUUUGUUAUGAUCGACUUCAAACCGGCUUUUUCUAAAGACGACAUUCUUCCGAUGGACUUGGGGACCUUCUAUCGUGAAUUUCAGAAUCCUCCUCAGCUGAGCAGCCUCUCCAUAGAUAUCGGGGCACAGUCCAUGGCUGAGGACUUGGACUCACUACCAGAGAAGCUGGCUGUGCACGAGAAGAAUGUCCGAGAGUUUGAUGCCUUUGUAGAAACCCUGCAGUAAAAGUUGGUGUCCUCGAGUACCAGCAGCAUCCCCUUUCUGUGGUCCCACUCAUCAGCUGCUCCCCUCCCUCAUCUUGCUCCAGGUGGAGGAGAGGCUGGUGUCCCCCAUGGGGACCCGGAAGUCCCUGCUCUCACACCUCCUGGAGACUCUAUGGCAGCAGGCAAGCCCGGUGAUAGCAUUUGAGAGGACUCACCCCCUGGCCUUGGGGAUCAGAAGACCCUUUAGGAAUAAAAGGGCCCUCGGCAGGGCCAUCUGCUCACACCGCCCAUCAGCACCUGCUUCACAAAGGCUGUCAUCCUGUUCCUCCUGCCGGCCCCCUGCCCUGGGUCCGCCCUGCAGCUGGCCCUUUGCCGGCCUGCCGUUUACCACUUGACAUUCCAGCUGGUGGCCCGGACCUAGUGUGGAGGCAGAAAGAGGAAGGAGACAGUGCUGGGAGGAAGAAGGAGGGGCUCCUUCAGGCUCUUUUUUUUGUCCCUUUUGGUUUGCUGUCUUCUUCCCUCCCUCCCUCUCUCUGCCCCUGUGCCUGCACUUUUGGCAGUAUGACAGGCCUCUUGCCCAAGGUGGUGAGAACUGCAAAGUCAGCCAUUCCCACCAUCUCCACAGAGACCCUGAGCAGCCCUGGCUGCUGGCUGUGCUCAGCAGCUCAGCUCCAUUGAAAGAAACAGAAGCCUAGGUCUCCAGGGUUCUGUCAUUGGGAAUUGCGGCAAAGUUUCUUUUUCUCUCCUUCCUCCCCCUGUUGCUCUCCUUGGUUAUAAGACAUGAUAAAUAUUUAUUACUUUCAGAGAAAUCAGAUAUUUUAUAGAGAAAAUAUGUUUGAGGUUAGAUGUUUUCACUUAGGGAAGGUGGAGGGCCUCUUCCUGGGGUAUGGCCUCCUCUGUGGAGGCUCCUCAGAAUCUGGGUUGCUGCUCUGAGGAUCUUCCUUCCCAUAUACAUAAGGUGGGAUCCAAGAAUAGGGCUGGCUGAGGGUGAUGGAACCUCCCAGAAUCGCUGCACUUGAACUGACGACAGGCUUUACCUUAGUCUUCUGCGUAUUCCUGGUGAGAGCCUUGAAUCUCUCCCAGCUUCUGCAGAGUAACUGACUCCAUUCUGGCAGCGCAGGAAGUCUUGGGUGCUAAAUGCAUAUAACUCUGUGAGUACAGUUCUCCAGAGUUGUGUGCAGUGCACAUAUGAUGCAUUGUAUGUGCCCCACUGUGGCCCCAAGGAAGGCCAGAUGGGCCCCUCUUUCUGGAGGGACUUGUUCCUGUUUCUCAGGGCUAGGUUAUGGGCCUUUUCCUCUUUCUACCUGGGCCUGGCCACCACCUUUCUUUAAUCCCAGGGUCUGCACCCCGCCCUGAGGUUUACUAGCUGGAUUGGUUCCUUGUUGAGAAACCAAAGCUAGGCGGAUGAUUGACUUAACCAUUUAGGUAUUGUUACUUAAGUCAGUCAAGCACCUAGCCUCAUGUACCUGCCACCUGUCCCUCUCCCAGCCUGACUGGCAGUCCUGGCUGAGGCAAAACUCCUCCUGGCCCACCUGGGCUAUUCACUGGCAGCAGCUGUUCUGCAGUGGAGCAGGUGGUCCUCAAUGGCUUGUUAAUAAAUGCAUGUGACAUUGUUCCCACCUACAAGGCUGAAUGCUGGAGGGGGCUCUGAUACUGUUUCAGGUGGGCUGAGCCCCGCCCCUGUUGCAUGCGUUCUGCUGCCACAAAGAAAUGUUCCCAGCAGCGGUAUCCAACUGGCCCUCAUAUCUGGGCCAGAGUAUACCCAUGGCCUGCUAAACCAAUCCAGAUUUACCCCCGAGGCCCCAGUGCUGAGAAGGGUGAAGCCGUGGUAAAGCUGUUGAUUGCCCCUGCCCCCAUGUCUUACCACAGUAUCUCAGCCACUGGCCUCCUCCUGAGGAGGCCACGGGAAGGCCUGUUAGCCAUUGUCCUCUUUGACUCCUGAUUGUUGGCCUUUACAGGCAGCAGCCUUUCCUUUAGAACCCCAUCAGUGAGAGGCCAGGGAGGCUGAGCCCUGAGCUGAGCCUGGGAGGAGCAGAGCAACUGUCAAGGCUGGCCCUUGCCCCUCAGCCCCGUACACUGACAGGGAUGAGCCCUAGACUGACUCCAGUAGCACCCCGGGGACAGGAUUGGGGCCUGUCACCCGUCUUCAGGUGGCAGGGUCCCUCCCCCUCCUCCAGCCCACCUUGUUUGGAAAUACCGAGCUAUACUUUAAAAUGUAUUCAAGAGAUUUCCAAUAAAUUUUUUCUGUACUUUACA